AACCGACCAAGUUAGGCUUGCAAAAUUUCAUAAAUUUCCUCACAAACACCUAACGUGUGAUAAAGGGGAGACUGGGGCUGGAAUAAUUUAAUAAAAUAUUUUGUGCUUCAGGUGAAAAUCUCGUAAAGUUCUUAGAAGAAAAUUAAAUUGAAAAAAUGAUUCAAAUGCCUUGAGAAGGUCGCUCAAGGAAUUCAGAAAACUCUGCAAAAUGAAUUCCAGAAGUUGGUUGUUCCUGGAAUUAAAUUGUGAGUCCUUUUUGGAAUUUUCAAAUUGGUCAAAACACAAGAAAAAAAUUCCAGAACAUUUUGAUAAAGAUAAAAUUAUUUUUUUCCUGAUUUCCGGGAAAAUUAAUUUUAACAGAUCCUUCGAACCAUAGAGAAGAAUUAAAGAUAAAUCAACGAUUCUAGGACCUAGCAAUUCUAAAUAGGUAGGUUUGAAUGUUUCAAAGAAUCUUUCACCAAUUAUUUCGCUUGAUAAAAAUUUCCAGAGAACCACGAAACCUUAUUCGCGAGUCCCAGCUUCCUUCCGCGCAAAUGCAAAAAAAAAUCUCUCAGUCUGAAAAAAUGAUAAAAUAGUUUUUGGGUGAAUUUUAGAAGCUACUUUAGCGCACAAUGGAUUAUUUUGACUCUGUAUUCGUCUGUAUUGCAAUUUUCUGCUCAAUCCUCGUCUUUUGUAUUCUGUGCUGUAACAACGGCAAAGAGGAUUCAGAAGUUCCAAUUCACCAGACAAGUGUCGUUGUGACUUCUUCAAACCACACACCACUGAGACAGACGACCUCCGCGGAAUCUCAACCACCUCGGAGUGGGGAACUUGAACGACCCAUAGGGUUCACAGCGGAAGUUUACAGCUCGGCACCUGCUAGUGGGAAUGUUCGUUCAUCCCCCAACCCGCCGUACCCUGUGGACAACCUUAUGCCGGUGCCAGAGAGCAGAGCCAGGGCACCGAGAAUGCAUCCACCGAGUGAUGAUGUAAAUCCACCAUCAUACGAACAAGUUAUGAGCAAUGAGGCUUACUAUCAUCAACCACCAAGGAAUUAGCCUUCCUGUGUGUUCAACUCCAUCCACAGAACCAUCUCAUCAUUGCCCUGGAAAUACUCAUCCUCCCACACUGUCAGGAUGUACCCCUCCACAACCCAGUUUUAUGUCCUGAUGUGAUUGGGUCCAUCUCUUUUUUGAUAAAAUCUCACCUGAUGAAAUGCAGGGAAAUUGUACUAUAAACAAAUAACUGAUGUAUGUACUUUUACUACUUAUACAUUAUUACCUACAUAAUAAAUGAGUGUUUUUUGUGAGCUUUCUUAGCUUUCGAUAACAUUUUAAUGAA
Messenger RNA from Lutzomyia longipalpis, 1320 nucleotides. RefSeq lists its product as uncharacterized. The transcript is spliced from 2 exons. The record is from RefSeq and is a predicted model, not a curated record. Bases 612 to 1037 code for a protein of 141 amino acids. Lineage: Eukaryota; Metazoa; Arthropoda; Insecta; Diptera; Psychodidae.